This is a messenger RNA of Boeremia exigua, 892 nucleotides long. RefSeq lists its product as uncharacterized. The coding region runs from base 82 to 717 and encodes 211 amino acids. The record is from RefSeq and is a predicted model, not a curated record. Gene Ontology annotation, molecular function: ribonuclease MRP activity. Gene Ontology annotation, biological process: intronic box C/D snoRNA processing; tRNA processing; nuclear-transcribed mRNA catabolic process, RNase MRP-dependent. NCBI's taxonomy places the organism in Eukaryota, Fungi, Ascomycota, Dothideomycetes, Pleosporales, Didymellaceae. The transcript has a single exon. Gene Ontology annotation, cellular component: ribonuclease MRP complex; nucleolar ribonuclease P complex.
CCAGCUCUAAGUCACGUUCAUCCUACAUCUAUCGGAGUUCGCGCACACAGCGAGUCCCGGCGCAAGUACUUUCGGAGAACAAUGGGGCCCGUCUCACGGUCAAAGGCACUCACAGCUUCUGCUACAGCGUCGCUCACCGCAAAAGACGCUGCGGACACUACACACGCACACAUACAGGGCGUAGACACACCAAUGGCCGAUGCCCCCACAGCAAACACGAAAGACCCCUCCACCUCUCAGAAUGCAAAAAAGCGCAAGCGCAAAGAGAAAGAAACACACAUCCUCCACCAAACCACCUUCCGCAAACCCACAUGGUCCUACUUCCACCUCGCCCUCGUCACGCCAGGCACCGCCGCCCAGCCACCCUCGGCCUCCGCAGCCUCCCCGGACCCGCGCGACAUCGACACUCUCACCGUCUCGGCUCUUCUUCUCCACCCGCUUACGGCGUACCUCGGCGUCACGGGCUCCGCGGUCCCCAUCGAUAUCCUCCACACGCAGGGCCGGAGCGCGUUCGUGCGCAUCCCGCGGCAGGACGCAAGGGCCUUUCGCGCAGGACUGAGUGGCUGGAUUGGCGGGUGUGAUGCGGCGAGCGUACCUGGCGUCCAGGAAGGCGGGAGAGUCAGCGUGGCCUGGAGAGUUGUUGCUGAGGGAGGGAGCUUGGGGCUCAUACGGGGCAGUGGCGAGGAGCUAUUCGGGGAGCGCGGGGCGGCUUACUGAAAUCGCAGAGGCGGAAGGGAAGAUGUGAUUUCGAUACGGAUCACGGGGAGUCAGGUCGGGACUGUGGAGACUCGGCCGAUCCGUCUUCUCGGAAGACAAAAUCUACGACGGCACGACGAAGUGAGGCCAGGAUAUGGAGAGCGCAGGCAUCGCUCGCACACCCAGGUUAGAAGCC